GAACUGGGCCUCCUGCAGCUACAGGAAGGUGCAUCCGGAAGAAGCAUGAGGUCUCCACUCUGCUGCUUGACUAUUCUGUCUUUCCAUACUUACAUCUCCCUAAUACUUGGGACAGGAGAGGUGAACCUUGUGGAAGCGGAGAACCUCCUGGCACCUUUCCUGAAGCAGUUUCCAAAUGGCUCACUCAUGCUGUUCUAUCACGCCCGAAUAGAGCUGCUGAAAGGGAACGUAGAAGAGGUAAUUUCUUUGGGAGGAAUUACUUGGGAAGUUAUCUGUGUGGUGGAGUUGCAUCACAUUCUCAUUCAACAUAAGUCAGUUUAG
Molecule: messenger RNA, 321 nt
Organism: Myotis davidii
Lineage: Eukaryota; Metazoa; Chordata; Mammalia; Chiroptera; Vespertilionidae
Product: tetratricopeptide repeat protein 39B-like
Exons: 3
Biological process (GO): negative regulation of cholesterol storage; cholesterol homeostasis; regulation of cholesterol efflux
Source: RefSeq, a predicted model, not a curated record